Molecule: messenger RNA, 1394 nt
Organism: Teleopsis dalmanni
Lineage: Eukaryota; Metazoa; Arthropoda; Insecta; Diptera; Diopsidae
Gene: Snr1
Product: SWI/SNF-related matrix-associated actin-dependent regulator of chromatin subfamily B member 1
Exons: 3
Coding region: 195-1310 (371 amino acids)
Biological process (GO): regulation of transcription by RNA polymerase II; chromatin remodeling
Cellular component (GO): nucleus; nuclear chromosome
Molecular function (GO): transcription coregulator activity
Source: RefSeq, a predicted model, not a curated record
AAUAUUAAAUAUUUGUAGACUUUUUUCUUAAAUUCAACUAUACGGUAACAAUCAGUAUUUGUACAGUGUGGCAAUUUCUUAAAAGUGUGUAUCAAACAUUGUUUGGCUGUAUUGUCCAAAGUUUUUUGAAAAGAUUAUAAAUUCUUUUUUCUGCAAAUUAAAAAUAUUUUACAUCUAUACGUUUAUACUUCUUUAUGAUGUCACAUCAAACUUAUGGGGAGAAGCCUAUACCAUUUCAAUUGGAGGAGGGCGGAGAGUAUUAUUAUGUCGGAUCGGAAGUGGGGAAUUAUAUGCGGAUGUUUCGUGGUAUUUUGUAUAAAAAAUAUCCUGGAAUGACUCGUAUUGUUCUUUCCAACGAAGAACGCAAACGUUUAGCUGAAUCUGGUUUGAGCUCUCACAUAUUGGCAAGUUCCGUAUCUUUGUUGCGCGCUGUUGAAGUUGAUGAAAUAAUAGCCGGCAAUGAUGAUAAGUAUCGCGCUAUAUCUGUGAAUACAUCUGAAAAUCCACUACCAAGAGAAAGUAAAUCAAAAAAGCAACCACAGUAUGUACCAACAAUGCCAAAUUCGAGUCACUUGGAUGCUGUGCCGCAGGCUACACCUAUUAACCGCAAUCGGGUGCAUACAAAAAAAAUUAGAACUUUUCCAAUGUGUUUCGAUGAUACAGAUCCCACAGCUAAUUUAGAAAAUGCAGCACAGAAGGAGUGUUUAGUUCCAAUUCGUUUAGAUAUGGAAUUAGAAGGACAGAAACUAAGAGAUACUUUCACUUGGAAUAAAAAUGAAAGCAUGAUUACUCCAGAACAAUUUGCUGAAGUCUUAUGCGACGAUUUGGAUUUGAAUCCUGUACCAUUCGUUCCGGCAAUAGCUCAGGCAAUACGUCAGCAAAUUGAAGCCUUUCCAUGUGAACCACCUAUAUUAGAAGAAAGUUGCGAUCAACGUGUUAUUGUUAAAUUAAACAUACACGUGGGUAAUACUUCACUAGUUGAUCAAGUAGAGUGGGAUAUGUCAGAGAAAAGUAAUUAUCCUGAAGAAUUUGCUAUUAAGUUAUGUGCUGAACUGGGGUUAGGAGGUGAAUUUGUCACAGCAAUUGCUUAUAGUAUUAGAGGACAAUUGUCUUGGCAUUGUCGUACAUAUGCAUUUAGUGAAGCUCCUUUGUCAACUAUUGAUAUACCGUUUAGAAAUCCCAGUGACGCAGAUCAAUGGGCACCAUUUCUAGAGACAUUAACAGAUGCAGAAAUGGAGAAGAAAAUUCGCGAUCAAGAUCGAAAUACAAGAAGAAUGAGAAGAUUGGCUAAUACUACAACUGGUUGGUAAAUUAAUAUAAAAAACUAUAUAGCUUGAAAUAUAUGUAAAAUUUUUAUUCGUGUACUCUUUCAUAAAAACAAAUAAAAAAAAUCU